UUUGUGAACUGUACAUGUUCGUAUGGUUCACGGAUAAGUUUUUUGGAUGCGAAGAUCGAAUGCUCGUGUGGCGCCAGCACCAGAAGCAGUCGAUCGUCCGGAUAUCAACAAUAAAGUGAAGAAGGAAAUGGAUAACUCCAUAAAGCUUAAGUUUCGCCCUAAUCAACCUCUGCGAUCCACUAAUCUCUUCUCCAGAAACCAAAAACAAUCUCAUCUUGCGAAAUCGAGUAUUUUUGCGAUCGGAUUCCUCACUUUGGUUUUUGUGUCGUGUGGUUAUUUCUAUCUUAAUUCGCAGAAUCCGUCGGAGAAACGAUACCGAGUUGUGAUUGAUGGAGGGAGCACAGGGAGUCGGAUUCAUGUGUUUGAGUAUGUGAUUAAGGAUGGAGCUCCUAUUUUCGAUUUGAGUGCUAAGAAGGGGUUGGGUUCAAUGCGGGUUAGCCCUGGGUUAUCGGCGUUUGCGGAGGAUCCCAAGGGAGCGGGUGAAUCUAUGUUGAAACUUUUGGAGUUCGCAAGGAAGAGGAUUCCGGGGGAGAACUUGGGUGAAACAGAGAUCAGAUUGAUGACAACGGCAGGGUUAAGGAUGUUGGAAUUGAGCGUACAGGAGCGGAUUCUAGAGUCUUGCAGGACGGUUUUCAGAACUUCUGGGUUUGCCUUUCGCAAUGAUUGGGCUUCAGUUAUUUCAGGGUCUGAUGAAGGAGUUUAUGCAUGGGUUGUGGCUAAUUAUGCUCUUGGAACUCUUGGAGGUGAUCCUCAAGAAACAACAGGGAUAAUCGAACUUGGUGGUGCUUCUGCUCAGGUAACCUUUUUCUCAAACGAGCCAAUACCCCCUGAAUUUUCAAGAACAAUUAAUUUUGGAAAUGUCAGUUAUAGUCUUUACAGCCACAGCUUGCUUGAAUUUGGUCAGAAUGUUGCAUUUGACUUGGUUCGUGGGUCAAACUUUGCCAAAAGUAAAAAUCUGGUGGAUCCAUGCUCCCCAAAAGGAUACAAAAACAAUGUGAUAAUAGGAAAUAAUAUGACUCCAACUUCUUUACUCCAAACAAAUCACCAAUCACCAGUUCUACAUUCAACUGGCAACUUCACUGAAUGCAGAUCUGCCUCCUAUAAAUUGUUGCAGAAAGGCAAAGAAGACUGCGCCUUUGACCAAUGCUCCAUUGGGUCAACAUAUAUACCCAAGCUCCAGGGGAAAUUUUUAGCCACUGAGAAUUUCUUCCAUACAUCUAAGUUUUUUGGGUUGUCACCUAAAAAGUUUCUUUCGGAGCUGAUGGUGGCUGGAAAAGAGUUUUGUGAAGAUGAUUGGUCAAAUUUAAAGUCAAAAUAUCCAGGAAUUAAUGAUGAGGAUUUACAUCGAUAUUGCUUUUCUUCUGCAUAUAUUGUUGCUUUUCUUCAUGAUAGCCUUGGGAUUGCUUUGGAUGACAAAAGGAUUGGAUAUGGUAGUGAGGUAAAUGAUAUUCCACUUGAUUGGGCAUUGGGAGCCUUCAUUUUUCAAAUCAUGAAGGAUUUAGACCUCGGGAAAUUACACCCAACAACAAAGUCAAAAUCUAUAACACUCGGUGGUGUUGACUUUACGACAUUAGGUGGAUUAAUAUUUGUGAUAUUUUUAAUAUUUGGUGCGUAUUUUGUAUCGAAAUGGAGGAAGCCCCACUUAAAGACAAUAUACGAUCUAGAAAAAGGAAAGUAUAUAGUGACACGAGUAAUAGGUAGACACUCAUAGUUGUUGUUGUUCCUUUUUCUUCUUCCUUUUAGGCUCCUUGAUUUUUCAUUAGUGGCCUCAAUGUGAUAUAUAUAUAAUACUUAUGAUGAUAAAUUGACAAUAUGAUUUGAAAUGGUAUCGAGGAGAGGAGACGCCCGUGUUUUGCAUAUGGGAUGAUGGUAGGAGUGAUUUUUCGGGGGUGGGAAACCGAUGUAAUUUAGCAUUUUCUUGUUGUCGAUUAUUCUUUUUUGCUAGAUUUGUAAAAGAGGGUGCUUAAUUUUGUGUUCUAUUGGCAUCGAUAGAUAUAUUCAUAUCAUAUUGGUGUUGUGUUAUUGUAAAUGUUUGUGGAAUGACUGAAAAUCAUUUUUCUUUUCAUCUAUAUACAUUGUCUUCUUCACCA
Molecule: messenger RNA, 2090 nt
Organism: Lactuca sativa (garden lettuce)
Lineage: Eukaryota; Viridiplantae; Streptophyta; Magnoliopsida; Asterales; Asteraceae
Product: putative apyrase 6
Biological process (GO): nucleoside diphosphate catabolic process
Cellular component (GO): membrane
Molecular function (GO): nucleoside diphosphate phosphatase activity
Source: RefSeq, a predicted model, not a curated record